Molecule: messenger RNA, 708 nt
Organism: Peronospora matthiolae
Lineage: Eukaryota; Oomycota; Peronosporomycetes; Peronosporales; Peronosporaceae
Source: the annotation of a GenBank genome assembly
AUGGAAGACAAGUUUGAUGAAGGUCCGCGCAACUACAACGAUGAGUCAAGUGCCGUUGAGUUUGAUGAUCAAGACGAGGACGAAGAAAAAGAAGAAGGUAAAACUGACGACGACAUGGACUCGAGCGACGAUGACAACGAAGACACCAGGUCUUCGAAGAGCAACAUCAAGAGACACACGCGCACUCAAUCACUUGAGAAAGCUACCGUCAUUCCAAGUCCCAAGCGAAGAACGUACAGAGGUCCGUCGCUUGAGCAUGUGUCAGCGGCUGCAAUGGAUUUUGAAGCAGCCUACAUCGUUGAUUCAGUGGGGGAAACGCCGACUACAUUCAAGUCGGCGAUGGAAUCAAGCGACUCCGGCAAGUGGAAAGAAGCGUGUGACUCGGAGUUCGACUCGCUUCAGAGAAACGACACGUGGGAAAUCGUGCCUCUUCCGAAAGGUCGCAAGGCCAUCGGGUGCCGAUGGGUUUUUCGUGUAAAGGAGAAUCAAGAUGGCGAAGUUGAACGUUUCAAGGCAAGACUUGUGGCCAAAGGAUUCUCACAGAAAUUCGGAGUUGACUAUGAAGAAACUUUCGCACCGGUGGCCAAGUUCACAUCGAUUCGUGUGGUGCUCAGUAUGGCGGCCAAGUACGGCCUAAUGCUACAUCAGAUGGACGUCAAGACAGCGUUUCUUAACGGCUCCCUCAACAAAGACAUCUACAUGGACUAG